ACCAUCGAAGAAGAACAUUGACCAAUCAUCAACGACAAGUUAUGUCCGUGUAAAUCUUGGCUCAACGCUAGCCAACAAGCUAAUAGAUUUACGGUUUUGCGUUAUCAUUUUCGACGCCCUACUGUUUAUUGGUCGACGAAACCUUUUAAGCGCCUGACACAAUGGACAGUGAAAUGUCUGACGCGGACCCUGCACCAGGGCCUGAUACCAGUAGCUUGGAGGGGGAGAAUGCACCGCUUUACUGUAUUUGUCGGAAACCAGACAUCAACUGCUUCAUGAUUGGCUGUGAUAACUGCAAUGAGUGGUUCCAUGGCCACUGUAUUAACAUCACUGAGAAGAUGGCAAAGGCGAUCCGGGAAUGGUACUGCAUGAGAUGCAGAGAUAAAAACCCCUUGUUGGAAAUUAAGUACAGAUCAAAGAAAAAUCGUGACAAGGACUCUGAAGCUGAAAGAUCUGACAGACAGUACAGCACCCCCAGCACUCCUGACUAUAGGAGUGAAAGAAGGCGUGGCUCAAAAGUGAAGCGUUCAGUGCGAAUGUGUGGGGAAUGUGAGCCCUGCAGAAGGACAGAGGACUGUGCCCAGUGUGAUUUCUGCAAGGACAUGAAGAAGUUUGGAGGCCCAAACAAAAUAAGACAGAAGUGCAGGUUCAGGCAAUGUGAGGUCCGAGCUAGGAAAAUGCUGCGUGUGAAAGAAGAAGAACUCUUGCGAGAAAGAAGACAAAAUUCCCGCUACAGACGGCGGCGGUACUCUGACGACUAUGACAGCGAGGCAGAUCUCUACCAGAAGUACAAGGCGGCAGGGCUUGUUGACAGCAUGGCAUGGGGUAGUGAUGAUGAUGACGAUGAGCAGCCUUUCAGUCCUGUCUUGCGUAAGAAAGCUGUGAAAGUGAAGCAUGUCAAGAGAAGGGAAAAGAAAUUUGACAAGAAAAAGGAGUCUCGUCGCCAUAAACAAAAGCAGAAGCACAAAGACAGAAGUAGACACAGUGAGAGAGGUGAUUUGCGGGAUAGCUCAGGGCACCGGCAGUGCCUGGGUCCCGGCUGUGUGGCGGCAGCAAGAGCCAACUCCAAAUACUGUUCUGAGGAAUGUGGCAUGAAACUAGCUGCUAACCGAAUCUAUGAGAUCCUCCCCCAACGUAUCCAGCAAUGGCAGCAGAGUCCCUGCAUCGCAGAGGAGCAUGGAAAGAAGCAGCUGGAGCGCAUUCGCAGGGACCAGCAGAACGCUCGGCUUCGCCUCACAGAGAUGGAGCGACGUUUCCACGAGCUGGAGGGCAUCAUUGCCAAGGCCAAGCAGCAAGCAGUUCAGCAGGAUGAGGAGGUGAAUGAAGGCGACAGCGAGGAUACAGACUUGCAGAUUUUCUGUGUUUCUUGCAGUCAUCCUGUUAAUCCGAAAGUAGCACUGAGACAUAUGGAGAGGUGCUAUGCAAAGUAUGAGAGUCAGACAUCAUUUGGUUCCAUGUAUCCUACAAGAAUCGAAGGAGCAACCAGGCUCUUCUGUGACGUGUACAAUCCUCAAAGCAAAACGUAUUGUAAGAGGCUCCAGGUUCUAUGUCCAGAACAUUCUAGAGAUCCCAAGAUUCCAGUGGAUGAGGUGUGCGGAUGUCCUCUGGUGAAGAAUGUGUUCGAGCUGACGGGAGAAUAUUGCAGAGUCUCAAAAAGGAAAUGUAACAAGCAUUACAACUGGGAAAAGCUCAGGAGAGCAGAAGUGGACUUGGAACGGGUCAGGGUGUGGUACAAGCUGGAUGAGCUCUUCGAGCAGGAACGUAACGUCAGGACUGCGAUGACCAACAGAGCUGGUCUGCUCGCUCUAAUGUUGCACCAAACUAUUCAGCACGACCCUGUAACGACUGAUCUCCGUAGCAACAAGGAUAGGUAGCCAGCAUUGUCUGCAUCUGUGGAUCGCUGUACAUAACAAGACUGAGGGUUUAGACUAUUCAGAUGAAAACUGAUUGAUUUUCUAACUAGAUGACUAUUUUGAAAUGUUGCAUUAUGACUAACUGGUCAGUUGUUACUGUGUGUAUGUGUAUAUAUAUUGUGUCAGAAAAACUAUUACCCAUAGAAAACAGUGUUUUGUCAUGGUUAGCUUAAAUAAAAGAAUUUAAAUUGC
Betta splendens (Siamese fighting fish) is the source of this 2105-nucleotide messenger RNA. RefSeq names its product CXXC finger protein 1b (gene cxxc1b). Lineage: Eukaryota; Metazoa; Chordata; Actinopteri; Anabantiformes; Osphronemidae. The transcript has 14 exons. Gene Ontology annotation, molecular function: zinc ion binding; DNA binding. Bases 162 to 1874 code for a protein of 570 amino acids. The record is from RefSeq and is a predicted model, not a curated record. Gene Ontology annotation, cellular component: Set1C/COMPASS complex. Gene Ontology annotation, biological process: positive regulation of DNA-templated transcription.